GAACAGCCCUUCCGUCAUCAUUUAUUGUAUACUCUUUGGUCAUUAUUAAUUUCCGUUCAGUUUUCAUUAUAUACUCUUUGUUCAGUGUUAUUAUGUAUUAAUAAGUGAUUUCUGUGAUUCUAACACAAGGAUACUAGAUAAAGAAAGUUGUGAUGUAAAAAAUAUUUUCAAGCUCAUAGACUUAUCUAUGUAUAUUUGUGAUGAUUAAACAAUUUUAUUGCUAAUAUUUGUGCGUUACGAUCGUAUCAAAAAUACGUAAGGAGCUGAUAUUGAACAAUGGCGCAACACAAAUACAUCACCAAUACGAGUAAUCUUUUCAGCAGCGACGACGCAGACGACGUAGAUGAUGACACCUUUGUUAAUAGCUACAGAUCAAGAAUUCCGCCCCCUCAAUCAAGGCCGUCACCAUCUCCAUACAUUGCGGAAUUGGAAAGACAAAGGCAAACCAUGUUAGAGAAACAAAAGGAAAUCGAGCAACGAACUCUCGAUUCUUCAGUAAGAAGUAUAGGCUUAUUGCGUGAAUCUGAGCAAAUUGGAAUUGCUACAGCUGAGGAACUAGCCCGCCAACGUGAGCAACUCCAAAACACUAAUAGACGACUUGACGAAAUAAACACAAACUUAAGCUACAGUCAAAAACAUCUAAAUGGUAUUAAAUCUGUUUUUUACGGUUUCAAAAACUAUUUGUCUGGUAAAUCAGAUCAAACACCAUCUAAAAGCCAAGCAUCGCCCAGUUCUAGCAUAUCAAAAGCGGGAAAUAGUAGCAAAAUAGAUGAUACAAUAAACUCGAUGAGCGCUGGUGGAGUGGAUCACUUUAGUACUCAUCCAGCAACCCGCUUGAGAGGACUAGAUCAACAAGCAACAGCUGAACCCAUAUCAGAUACACAGCGUAUAAAUAAAAUGUUAGAUGCUAACUUGGAUGAGAUGGUUACUCAUAUAUCGAGACUUAAAGGUCUAGGAAUAGCUCUCGGAGACGAAAUAGAACAUCAGAACAGUCUAAUAGAUGAGAUUCAGGAUAAAGUUGAUGUUGCAGAUAUAAAAAUUGGUCAUCAAAAUAAACAAAUGAAUAAACUUUUAGGAAAAUAAAUAGUUUACACUGAGA
Messenger RNA from Melitaea cinxia (Glanville fritillary), 1099 nucleotides. RefSeq names its product synaptosomal-associated protein 29 (gene Snap29). Gene Ontology annotation, molecular function: SNAP receptor activity; syntaxin binding. Lineage: Eukaryota; Metazoa; Arthropoda; Insecta; Lepidoptera; Nymphalidae. Gene Ontology annotation, cellular component: SNARE complex; plasma membrane. The record is from RefSeq and is a predicted model, not a curated record. Bases 277 to 1083 code for a protein of 268 amino acids. The transcript has a single exon. Gene Ontology annotation, biological process: synaptic vesicle priming; synaptic vesicle fusion to presynaptic active zone membrane; exocytosis.